Molecule: messenger RNA, 2007 nt
Organism: Rotaria sp. Silwood2
Lineage: Eukaryota; Metazoa; Rotifera; Eurotatoria; Philodinida; Philodinidae
Source: the annotation of a GenBank genome assembly
AUGACUGCCACCAAUAGUACUAUUGCUCAAACACAUUUUAAUAAUUUGGAAAUAUUUUCUCUUCUUUGGCUUGAUGCAGAAGUGAACACAAAAGAAGAGAACAAGCGUGCCCAAAAGCAACUUCGUGCAAUUAUCAAUGAUCUCAAAACAUUUGAUGAUCAACACGAAUGUCAACAAUAUAUUAUGUCUUGUUCUGAACAAGACCGACUUGUUCUUAUCAGUAGUGGUCGAUUAGGCACAGAAUUAAUUCCUCAGAUUCAUCAUCUUCGACAACUUUCUGCUGUUUAUAUCUAUUGUUGGAAAAAAAAAGUAUACAAACAAUGGGCUAAACAGUUUAUUAAAAUAAAAAGUGUCAUUGUUACACUUGAUGAUCUCGUUAAUCAAAUCACAAUGGAUCAAAAAGAGCGAGGAAAAAUAGAAGAACCAAUGGCUAUGACUUUUUACAAUGCUAGUGGUAAAGCAGAUAAAUCAACAACUGAACUUAAUGGUCAUUUUAUUCAUUCGUUAUUACUAAUUGAUGUUCUUAUUCGAAUGAAAUCGAAUGAAGCUGAUAAAAAAAAGCUAAUUGAAGUUUGCAAAGAUGAAUAUCAUGGCAAUGAACCUGAACUAGCCGUUAUUCAAGAGUUUGAACGUAGCUAUAAAUCUAGAAAAUCGUUAUGGUGGUAUACUCGUGAUGCAUUUUUAUACAGAAUGUUAAACAAAGCUUUACGAAUACAAAACACAGAAUUAUUAUUAUUAUUUUGUUUUGUAAUUCGUGACAUUUACGAACGACUAAAAAAAUAUCAAUGUCAAGAUCCUGUUCGUGUGUAUCGUUAUCAAGCUAUGUCUGUUGAUGAACUGAAUACUCUUAAACAAUCAAUCGGUCAAUUCAUCUCAAUUAAUUCAUUUUUUUCGACUAGUGCUGAUCGUCAUGUAGCAUUAAAUUUCUUAAGUCAUUCGAUCAUUUCGAGUGAUUUACAUCGAAUAUUAUUUGAUAUUGAAGCUGAUCCUCGUGUAGUAAAAUCAAAGCCAUUCGCUGAUAUCACUUCACUCAGUUACUUUCAUCACGAGUCUGAGAUAUUAUUUAUGGUUGGAUGUAUAUUUCGUUUGACUAAUAUUUAUCGGAAUGAUAAUGAAAAAGUAUGGGUAAUUCAAAUGCAGUUAGCAGAAGAUAAUGAUCAAGAUUUGAAGAAGCUUUUUAAUCAACUAAAGGAAGAUUAUGGAGUUGGCGAGAAGGAAGCUGAUCUUCAAUGUUUUGGUGAUGUAUUGCAGCAUAUGGGAAAAUAUGAUUUAGCAGAGAAAAUAUACUCCGGUCUGUGUGAACAGUGUUCUUCCGAUGACGCUUCAUUUUUUCGCUUAUGUAUCUCAUUCGGUAUGUUGUAUAAAGAAAGAAAGGAUUUCGACCGUAGUCUACAAUGGUUUCAAAAAGCAUUGGAUAGAAAAAUUCGUGCAAACCCAUCUGACUUUCUCUACAUGGGUGGUCUGUACUGUUGUAUUGGAAAUAUUCAUAUGGAGAAGAGUGAUUAUAAAGAAGCAAUGAAUUACUACAAUGGAGCAAUGGACUGCUACAAGCGUGCGAAUGCCACAAACCAUCCAGAUAUGCCUUCUUUGUAUCAUGGUAUUGCUCGAAUUUACUGUGCUCAAAAGCAAUACUCAGAUGCAUUGGACUAUUAUCAACGCUCAUUGGUUAUUCAACAGCAACAUUUAGCUUCUCAUCAUCCAGAUAUGGCUAUAAAUCAUACUGGUAUAGGUGAUGUUUAUCGUAUUGUUGGCCAAUAUCAGAAUGCCAUGAAUCAUUACAGAACAUCGCUUGAUAUUAGACAAAAAUCACUACCUCCGCAACAUCAAGACAUUGCUUCGAGUAAUAAAAGCAUUGGCCUGCUGUAUGAGACGAUGAGCAAUUGGAAAGAAGCGUUAGAAUAUUAUAAAAGAGCAGCCAAUAUCUAUCGUCAGUCGUUGCCACUUCAACAAUCUAAUGUUACUGAAAUUGAAAAAGAUAUUCAACGCGUUAUUUCAAAACUGAAAUAA